Messenger RNA from Pleurotus ostreatus (oyster mushroom), 777 nucleotides. RefSeq lists its product as uncharacterized. Bases 1 to 777 code for a protein of 258 amino acids. The transcript has a single exon. The record is from RefSeq and is a predicted model, not a curated record. NCBI's taxonomy places the organism in Eukaryota, Fungi, Basidiomycota, Agaricomycetes, Agaricales, Pleurotaceae.
AUGUCUUCAUCCUCAAACACCUCAGCCCCAGUCAAUGUGCCUACCACGUCAUGGGGACGCGAACUUGAGGAGGCUCUGGCUCAGCAGCCGGAUAUCAUUAUACCCCCCAUAUCCUUUUUCCUUCCCGCAUUCCGACCCUUAGAUUCGACACCAACGGUUGAAGUACCAGGCGCAAUACCGAGCCUUAUAGGCGAUGUCUUAACAGACAUUUUCCAGCAUACCAACGAAAUCGUCAUCACCGCCCUCACACCAUUCCUCCUCGCUGGUCACCCAGGAAUUAUCUUCCUGGAUGGUGUACCUUCACCUGCCUUGAAGGAAGCCCUUGGUAGGGGAUGCCGUCUGGAACGCAAGACGCUCGCCUUCUGCACGGAAAUCCGCAUAUUCCACCCCCGCUCUGCUAUUACAGUAAUCGACGUCGAGGAUAUUCUUGAUCCCUUUGAGGGACAACUCCUCGCCUCUCCCACUAACUCCUUGCUAUCCUUGGAUAGCAUCGUCUUCGAGCCACGCCAUUAUGGCUUCGGUGCUGUGGUGGGAUUUCACUCCCAGACGUCUGAUGGUCACUUUAUUAGGGUCAUCAUUCGGUUUAACCGUAGGCUGUAUGAUGAAGGGCUUCAAGUGGAACAUAAGGUAUUUGUUUCGUUCUGGUUUCAUAAGGACCAUGUCGCUUUGUUAUCAGAAGAUCGCCGCCUCCUGGAUGAGGAUAGUGCGCUUCUUGAUCAGCCGGAAAUUAUCGUCGCCCCUUCCUCCAUGCGUUAUAAAGUCCAUAUUUUCGAUUAA